UUGAAUCGAGCGAAUGCGGCGGCGGGUUACGAUGCGCAGCGCGUUGUAUCUUUAUUAUUAAUUAUUUGUUGUUGCUGUUUACUCUGUAUUAUUUCCCAUCAGCCGGUGACUGCCCGCGUAUCCGUGUAUCCGUGUAUCCGUGUAUACGUGUAUCCGUGAGCGUGAAUCCGUGUGCGUGCGUGUCCGUCUAUCCGUGCGUCUAUGCGUUUUUUUCGCCGCCAACGGUUAAAAGCGGCUCCAGCGGCUCCAAAAAGCACCGAAAGCCACGAAAUUAACGCGCGCGCCCCCUCUUUGCCACUGCCACUGCGUGCCCACUCGUGUUUUUUUGUGUGUGUCUAGCCAAAGUGCAACAUCGGCAACGGCAGCAGGAAUAUUGGAAUAUUGCAACAGCAGCAGAUAAACGAAUCUGCAACUUUGUAGAAGUUCGUUCGGUUUCAGAUCAAAACAAAAUCAUAGAAUAAAUACAUACAUAUACAUACAUAUAUAUAUCGGGUGAAAUAGAGAGAUAGAGCGAGCGAGAUAGCGAUAGAGUAUAUAUCAAUCAAUAUCGAGUGCAUUCAAAUUCCAAAUCGUGCCUAAUAAAAACCAAAAUGCAACUGCAACUGCAAUGCGGCCCCCCCCUGCCUUUACCUCUGUCCCGUUAGCGACGGAAGUGCCAGUGACGUAAUACUCCAGACUCCGAGCGGAGGAGAGGAAUGCAAAAGCGCGGCCCUUGUCGCCCGCCAAGCCCACGCCGACCCCCCUCGGCGGACACACGGAUUCGAUUGUGUAACAAAAACAACGCAAUUUUCAGUACGACACCUCGCUGCCGAGCAAUAUGCUGAGUGCCAGGACCUGGCCCUGGCUGAAAGUGCGUAGCAAAAGUAUUCACAUGACUGGCCAAGCCAUUCUGUACAUCAAGGUGUUCAAACUGACGACAUAGACCAGACCGUUCAGAGGGGAAACGAGUGCGCUGCGCCUAAAUGUCUUCCGGAAUCAAUUGUCGUGAGAUUUUCGUAUUUUUGGAAAUUUUGAUUUGGAAUCAAGCGAAACAGAGAAAUCGACAAAACAGUCAGCAUAGCAACAACAAUAGCGACGGCAGCAAAGAGACAAUAACCAGCAACCACAAAAAUCGCUGCAGCCGGAGAAGCGGCAACAACAGCAACACCAACAACAACAACAACAGCGCAGUGAAAGUGAUAAAGCAGCAGAGGCAGCCCCUGCCCCUGCCCCUGACACUGCCCCUGCCCCUGCCCGAAGCAGAAAAAAACAAAAACUCUCGCGGCAGCAACAGCAACAACAGCAGCAACAACAAUCUGCAUAUUCUGCAAAAGGGUUGAGCCAAUGGUUGAACAAUUAAUCAAGAAAUCAUUGAUAAAUCGCUUUAAAAAUACAACAAAAACAAGCUAAAACAUACGCGAACAAGUGUCUUAUUAAUAAAUAGUUAAAAAAAAAACAAAAAAACAAAACAAACAAACAAGCAACAAUAUAUAACAUUAUAUAACCAGAU
Drosophila miranda is the source of this 1489-nucleotide messenger RNA. RefSeq lists its product as uncharacterized. The transcript is spliced from 2 exons. The coding region runs from base 963 to 1319 and encodes 118 amino acids. Lineage: Eukaryota; Metazoa; Arthropoda; Insecta; Diptera; Drosophilidae. The record is from RefSeq and is a predicted model, not a curated record.